AUGGAUCAGAUGCGGGCAGCAUGUGAUCAGGCGCUUCUUUCCCGGGCGGCGAAGCUUUUUGCGCUGUCGGAGGACUCUGUUGUCGAUACGGGGGGGCCGUGGAGAGCCAUGGACUGCUUCACAGCGCUUUGGGGCGGCUUUCUCUACUUCCUCAUAGGCCUCGCGCCCAGUGGUUGGUCCAGGAUCAGUCAGAAGGCCGUGCUUGCCGGUGCGAUUCUCAUGACUGCAGGGACGUGGGCCAUCGGCUUCUACUGGAUCUGGGCAAGUGAAGGGAGGCAGCAGUGGAUUCACGCAGUUGGCCUCCUGGAGAGAACGUCCUUCUUGGCCCUUCUGUUCGGGGUUAGCCGCAGCACGGGGUUCCGUGAGCUGCUUCUGGAGAGACUACCCGAGGCGCAGGAGAUCCUUCUCGACUCGGCCACGCAGUACUCCGUGGCCCGGGACAUCUGGCCGGUCUCCGCAUCCUCCGUCAUGUGGCUGCUCUGCCUAGUCGCAGAAACCCAGCUGCGACGAGACGAAGGCGCUGUAGUUCCGCCUCCAGUUCAGCCGAUCUUCCUGUGCGCCGCGUGGGCAUAUGCACUGCUCCGGUUCAAUAGCUUCCUCGUGCUCUUGGUGGAGCGCUUCGCACAGUCUACCUCCCGCCAUCUGGAGGAUGUGGAACUGGCCUAUGAGCAGUGGGCGUGCAUCGUUGCCUUCGCGUGCCAGGCUUCGCGCUGGACCGGUUUGGUUUACAUCCACAUCCUAACAUUCUCGUUCCUGCACAUGUGCCCAGUUUUGGUAGCGCUACUAGAUAACCAGGAAAGUAGCAGGGGCUGGCUGCUGCCACAUUUCUUUGCCAGCCUCACGUACUGCGGCCUCGCAGCGUGCGUGCUGCAACGAGCGGCCGCUGUGAGUUCGCAACGACACCAUGCAGUGGCGUGCACAAACAGCUAUCAGUGGGCUUUGGGGCCCACUCGACGCUGGGAUCACCACGUCCUUGUGAGCUUCAUGGAGCGGAGUGACUUGGGCAUUGCCGUCUGUGGCGUUCACCUGACGACAUCUCUGUUGCUGAAGUCCGCGUCCAUCUUUGUGACAGCUGCAUCUUUCGUUGUGGCCCGGCUCAUGAGUCUGCCUGAUGUUCAGAAGUCAGAGUGUUGGGUCGGUGGUUGGUGGCAGCAGAUGGCAGCGCCAAUCGAAGCAUCCACGGCUCGAACCGAAGGACCUCCUGCACGCAGAAGUGCCAUAUUUUGUCACGUUCUGUUUCUGUGGGAUGUCCCAGAGCGUUCUGGAGAAAGCUCGUCUUGGAUUGCAAAGCCGUGCUCGUCGCAAACUUGA
This is a messenger RNA of Symbiodinium natans, 1311 nucleotides long. The record is from the annotation of a GenBank genome assembly. Lineage: Eukaryota; Dinophyceae; Suessiales; Symbiodiniaceae.